CAUCUGCUGUCCACACGAAGCCAUAAGAAGAUGCCAGUACUACAGCAUGGUACACGCGGUCGACUUCCACGCUUUUAUCCCUAGGUCUCUCUACGAAGAUCAGUGCUACAAACUACAAACAGCCUUGACCUGUGUUGAGAACAUCCAAAAGGCCAACAAAGGAUGUCACGAGAUGCUACAGUUGCCAUUUCACAUGCAGAAACAGGUGGUCCAAGCCGUCUGCAUCUCCAACAGACCAGACUACAUGGAAAGCGUUGAUUGUUUUACGCAACCAAAGGUCUCCACCCACCUUAAAGAAAGCUGCUUGGGACAACUCUUGAAAAAUCAAUCAUGCAGUACUUUGGAUACAAUCAAAUCGUGCGUCUAUGACGUCAUCAAAAUGACCCACAACUGCACGCCCAAGCACGCUAAAUUUAUGCAACAACUGUUUUUUUUGUACACCUCUUGGUUUCACAACAUGCACCGUUGUCCUGUGGAUUCUAUAGAUUUAAAUCAAACAACAGAGAGUAUCCCCAGUUCAACACCACCCCAACUCGAACCCACAACAUCAACAAUCUCCACAGACCCAGCUACCACCUCCCCCACACCCACGGAGCUAACGUCUACUGACACGACGCUGGGAUCCACAUGGAAGCCACCCAUCUCCCUACCCCCGGCUACUUCAACUUUUCUAGAAUCUUCCACCCCCACUGAGACCAAGUUACCUGCAAUGAAGGAGGUUCACGCGCCAAGGUACGCUAGCACCAGAGGAACAAGGAACAACUCAAAUCGUCUCAGUUUUAAUAACUCUUUUCUUCUUCUCAUGUUUGCUAUCAAACGGCUGAUAUUCUAGAAAGGUCUAUUAUACAGUAGUGUGUUCAUUAUUGUAAGCUUCGAAUCUACGGUAAGCUAG
Molecule: messenger RNA, 892 nt
Organism: Physella acuta
Lineage: Eukaryota; Metazoa; Mollusca; Gastropoda; Physidae
Source: RefSeq, a predicted model, not a curated record